GAUAAAACAAUUGUAUCUUCUGUGUCAGACAAUGUAUACAAUAUAAAAAAUGUAUUAAGUACUUUAAAAUUAAAAAAUCUUGGUCGUUUUGUUCAUACCCAUAAUUUAAUUGUAGUCUGCAUUAAAACAAGAAUCCAGUCUCAUUGAUAAUGUUAGAGCGAAUUCAACACAUUUUAGAAAAAGUAUCACUUACAUCACAAGCUAAUGACUUACCAAACAAAUUUAGGGAAAAAGCAAAUAAAAAAAAUGCUUCAAGAUGUUUCAACGUGUUGGAACUCAACAUUUUAUAUGCUACAGCGUUUUGUUGAUUUGGAAUUGGCAAUCAGAGGAACAAUAGGGCUUUAGGACAAAGCCCUAGACAGCUUAAACUCAGAGGAAUGGUUAAGUGUUAGAGAAUUUUGCAAAGUGUUAAGCCAAUUUGAAGAAGCAAUUAAAGCAAUCAGUGGCGAACAGUACAUGGCAGCUUAUUGACAAUUAUUAUUGUUCACGGUCUUCAAAAUAUCUGUGAACUAAUGAAAAAAUGUAAUUACUUGAAAGAACAAAUGAUUUAAUUAAUAAUUUAGUUACCGGUAUAAAUGACAGACAAAGCUAGGGAAACCUUGAAAAAAGUAAUACUUUAGGGAAAUGUACGUUUCUGGAUCCCCGAUUUAAAAAUGUAAGAUUUGUAAACAACAUUAGUAUGCUAAAUACUAUAAAAAAUGACAUCAUCGAUUCCACAAGUCAAUCAAUUUCUUUGUCCAGAUCUGAAGUUACUACUACAUCAAAUAUUGAACUUUCAAAAUCCUUAGAAAGCACAUCUGCACCUAAAGAAAAGACAUUUUCAAUUUGGGAAACUAUUGAUACUUAAGUUACUCAUAUUCACCCGGUUGAAAGAACUUCAAGAUCACAGGCAAUAAUAGAAGUUCAGCGUUACACGGAAGAAGCAUUAGUUUUGAGAAAUUCUAAUCCUUUGAUAUGAUGGAAAGAACAAAAACACAAUCUUCCAUUUCUUAGCAUUUUGGUGAGAAGAAUGUUGUGCUGUUUUAGUUCAUCAGUUCCAUGCGAGCAUGUAUUUUCAAAAGCCGGUUUAAUAUUAUCUGACCGGAGAUGCCAUUUAAAUUCUAAAAAACCACAGAUGCUGUUGUUCUUAAAUCAAAAUGGAUAAUUAUUAGAUAGAGCCAUUAGUGUGUUAGUCAUUACCUUAAAUUGACAGUCUAUAGUUCAAUAAUAAAUAAUUUUUGUUUUAGAUUUAACAAAAUUAUGAUUGAAUAUUUCUCAUCUAAUGUUCAAUAAUCACUAAUGUAAAAUAUAUUGAGCAUUGACAUAUCCUGUACCGGCUGUACCCACAUAUUAUGGCCAUUUAAUUGAUGUUUAGUUUAAUAGGUACCAAUCACCAGUGAUACAUACUGUUCAUGCUACUAGGUACUAUACUUACUAUGUUCUCUAUACAUAAAUCAAAAUAUCAGUAUAUCACUAUAAAGCUUGAAUAAAAAUACAACAUUAUUUAAAUUUUAAUAUACUAGUCUAAGCACUAAAAUAUAGUCCAUGGUCUUUUGUACGUAUAGACUAGAAUAUAUUAUAAAACAAAGUUAACACACGUCAAUUUCAAGCAGUUAAAACAAAAAGCUGAGACAUCGUUCACAAUAUUUAUGGCGGCAAACAUUGAAAAAUGAAUACAUUACGGAGUAUUAUCUAUAAAGACAGAGAUAGAAAUACCCAAAAUAUUCGUCACGGACCAAGAUAUUAGAUAUUAUUAUAACCUUAGUCCGUGGCACAGAUAUAUAUCUGUGGUCCGUGGAUUCGCUUUCUCUUUCUAACACACUAGCUCCGUGUUAUUUACAUUAGUCAUAUGGGCGGCGAGCGUUAUUAUGUAGUUCAAUGGUCUGUGGUUAUACAGUAAUGCUGGUAUUACUCUGCGUCAAUGGUAUCAGUAGCGCCCCAUAUGUGAUUAAAAAUGUCAAAAAUGAAAAAGUAGCAAUCACUGGUUACUGGUAUUUCCAUAUCUGAGUAACCGUGUGUGACUGCUGCUUUGGAAGUUUGGAAUCACUGUGAAAAAAUCACUGCCACAGUGCUACUGCUAUUUUACGCCAUCACUACUGAAUUCACGACGGACACGUUCGGCGUUCGUCCAUUCUGCAUUCGUUCUGAGCUCUGUUGUCCUGUUUCUGUCGACAUCUAACAAAUUACAAUUGGCUACUCAACACUCGCUGACUCGUUGCUGCGACCAACCCUCGGCCGCCGCGCGUACUGUCCAGAACACUCCGAAGCCAUCAUUCCGCAGUGCUCAAACUGCUGCAGUCUUGCGCUUGACCACCUGCAAUUCGUCGUUCAGCAGUCCGAGGCAGCUACAGCCGUGCCUAUCAGGAAACAUUUCAGAUUUUGGAGCUGCAUCUACCAUUAGUCAGAAGAAUCAAAAGACACCCACCCUCAAGUCCACCAUGGAACUGACUAGAACUAACAACUACUACCGGAUGUUACAAGAUUUAAAAUCACUCAAAGAGAAAAAUUCCAAACUGAACGGAAAAAUUGAAAUUCUUACAACAUCAUCAAAUUCAUUGACCACACAGUUGAAAGAGGUAAAAGAUAGAAAUGCUAUGCUUACUCUGGAAUUUAAUGCAGAUCUGUUGGCAGAUAAGGAUUACCAGUGCUCUAUUUGUCAUGAAAUAUUUAUAAAGCCAGUAUUGCUUAGUUGCACUCACAUGUUUUGUAAAUGGUGCAUUGACAAUUGGUCAAAGAAAAAUAAUUGUUGUCCAAUAUGUCUGGUUCCUAUAACCAGUGUUGUACACUGUUUGAGUAUGAACAAUUUCAUCGAAAAAAGAAUGGAAAUUAUGCCAGCCGCAAUUAGGUUGGAGCGCAAGAAUUUAGAAGAAGGCCGAAAAGAAAUAAAUAAUGCUUGUGUACCGUACUUGAAUAUUUGCAAUUGUUAAGAAAUUUCUUUAUUAUUGUAGUUAAACAAAAAUUCUGUACAAUUGUUUUUACAUUAAAAUUUUGAAAUUUUGAAUAAGGUAUCCAAACGAUGCAAGUCAGUCGUCAAAUAAUUAAAGCUUUAUAAUGUGCAUUGAUAAAUUUAUCUUAAUUUCACUAAAUUACUUUGUACGACAUAUUUUGAAUUAGUACUUUUCCCAUACUUGUAACAAAAUUAGCAAUUUCAUUGUAUCAUGUCUUAUGGUUAAAUAUCAAUAAUAGCAUAUAUGUGGCUGUGUGCCACAUAAAAAAAUUGCAUUAAUUUUUAAAAAAAUAGGAUUUCAAUUGAUUGUUUAAAUAUUUUUAUAAUAAUGAACUAAGCUUAGUGUACUUUAGUCUACAACAGCGUUUCCCAAAUAGUGGGUUGCGACCCACUACCGAGCCAUCAAAAUGUAAUACCGGGUCGCAGAAUUUAAUGAAAUUCUCAUAUUAAAUUUGUUAUUUAUCAUUUUCGUUUGAUAAUUUAAACUGUUAAGUAUGAAGAAGAAGUCAAAUAGACAGGAGAGAUGAUUCAAAUGUGUUUUAUUUUGCGUUUUAUUACAUAUUGGUAAAUGUAAAAUAUUUUGGUGGGCCAUGAAGGUGAAAAAUAUAUAAAUUACCGGGCCAGCCCAAAUAAGAGUUUGGGAAACGCUGGUCUACAAUAUAUAAUGCAAUAGAUUCGCUAAAUACUUUUGAUAUAUAUUAUUUUUAUAGAAUAUUAAGAAUUCCAAAAAAAUGUUUGUAUGUAUAACAAUUUUA
Molecule: messenger RNA, 3681 nt
Organism: Myzus persicae (green peach aphid)
Lineage: Eukaryota; Metazoa; Arthropoda; Insecta; Hemiptera; Aphididae
Product: E3 ubiquitin-protein ligase RNF8-like
Exons: 6
Coding region: 2418-2906 (162 amino acids)
Biological process (GO): proteasome-mediated ubiquitin-dependent protein catabolic process
Molecular function (GO): ubiquitin protein ligase activity
Source: RefSeq, a predicted model, not a curated record